UGUCACAAUAACAAAUCUAAUGUCGACUAGUAAUAAAAUGAUGAAAGCCGUUAAUGUAACGAAAAAAAAUAUAAAAACGAUAACGGUAAUAGGAGGUGGACGAAUCGGUUCCGGUUUAGUACAAAUAGCCGCACAAAAUGCACAAAAAGUUAUUUUGGUUGAAACGAAUCAAGAAUUAUUGAAAAAAUCCGCCGAAAAAAUAAUCGAAAAUCUAACGGAAUACGCCAGAGAAAUGUACAAAGACAAGGCAGACGUUAAAAAAUAUAUAGAAAAUACUAUGGAGUUUGUUACAGGUACGACAAAUCCGAAAAGAGCCGUGAGGGAAACAGAUUUAGUUAUAGAAGCUAUACACGAAGAUUUCGACGAAAAACGAAAUUUAUUCAAACUAAUAGACAAAUCGGCUCCGGAAGAUACGAUAUUCGCUACGACUACGAAUUCGUUAACGAUAGGCGGUUUCGCGCAAAAAUCGACUAGAGUUGAAAGAUUCGUCGGGAUUCAUUUCUUCUAUCCGGUACCAGAAACUAAAUUGGUGGAAAUUAUUAAAGUUUCGAUUACCAAUAAAAAUAUUGUGGACGCUAUCAGUGCGUGGUGUAAAAAUAUCGGAAAGAUACCGGUAAUAUGUAACGAUUCGGCCGGUUUUAUAGUGAACAGACUUCUUCUUUCUUAUAUAACGGAAGCCAUUAGAAUGAUGGAGAGAGCGGAUGCGUCGGCGAACGACAUAGACACGGCUAUGAAGUUAGCUACAGGUAGUCCGAUCGGACCUAUUCAAUUAGCUGAUUACAUGGGACACGACAAUAUAUUGAAACUAAUCGAAAAUUGGAGGUCGAGGGAACCGGAAAAUCGACUUUUCGCGCCGUGCGCAUCGCAAAAAUAUUUAGUACAACGCGGUAUGUUGGGCGUUAAAAGCGGUCAAGGUUAUUACAAAUAUAACGAUUUAAAAUAUUGGGUGACCACAUUUUCGCACAGAUUCAAAAAUAAAAGUGAUUGGUUGAGGCAGUAUCAGAUAUGGAAAAGGGCCGCGGAAAAACGGCGCGCCAACAAUUAAUUUUUAUUGUACUUAAUGCGCGAUAAGAAAAAAAUGUUUCAUCAUUCAAUAAAUCGACAUGUGAUUACGUCAAAUGUCAACAAUUUAAUGUCAAAUGUCAUGUCAAACUUACGUCAAAUGCUAUGUCUAAAUUACGUCAAAUGUCAUGUCAAUUGAUAUAAAAUGUCUUUAAUUUAAUGUCAAAUUUAAAAUGAAAUGUCAUCUCAAGUUUACACCAAAUGCCAUGUCAAUGUAAAGAAAAUGUCAUCAAUUUACUGACAAAUUUACGUUCAAUGUCACUUCUACGUUACGUCACAAAUCAUGUCAAAAUAAUGUAAAAUGGCAUGUAAAUUGAUAUGAAAUGUCAUCAAUUUAAUGUCAAAUUUAUAUUAAAUGUCAUUUCACGUUUAAGUCAAAUGUCAUGUAAAGUUUACGUCAAAUGUCAUCUUAAGUUUACAAUGUCAAAUAGCAUGUCAAUUGAUAUAAAAUGUCAUCAAUUUAAUGUCAAAUUUAUGUUAAAUGUCAUUUCAAGUUUACGUCAAAUGUCAUGUAAAGUUUACGUCAAAUGUCAUCUCAAGUUUACAAUGUCAAAUGUCAUCUCAAGUUUACAAUGUCAAAUGUCAUGUCAAAUUAACGUCAAAUAGCAUGUCAAUUGAUAUAAAAUGUCAUCAAUUUAAUGUCAAAUUUAUGUUAAAUGUCAUUUCAAGUUCACGUCAAAUGUCAUGUAAAGUUUACGUCAAAUGUCAUCUCAAGUUUACAAUGUCAAAUGUCAUCUCAAGUUUACAAUGUCAAAUGUCAUGUCAAUUGAUAUAAAAUGUCAUCAAUUUAAUGUCAAAUUUAUGUUAAAUAUCAUUUCAAGUUUACGACAAAUGUCAUCUCAAGUUUACAAUAUCAAAUGUCAUGUCAAAUUAACGUCAAAUAGCAUGUCAAUUGAUAUUAAAUGUCAUCAAUUUAAUGUUAAAUGUCAUUUCAAGUUUCCGUCAAAUGUCAUGUAAAGUUUACGUCAAAUAGCACGUAAAUUAAUAUAAAAUGUCAUCAAUUUAAUGUCAAAUUUAUGUUAAAUGUCAUCUCAAGUUUACGUCAAAUAUCAUGUUUAUGUCUUAUAUGAAAUUAUACAAAUGUAAGUGAAAUUUGACAUUUGACGUGAUGAUUAUCGAAAUUCACAUAUAUAUUUCUUAUUUUGAGAAUUUUAUUUAAAUCGUGAAAAAAAUUGUCAUUAAUAGCGUACCUGAAAUUGAAAAAAAAACAAAAAAUUUGUCUGUGAAAUAUACUUACUUCGAAUUUAUUAA
This is a messenger RNA of Diorhabda carinulata, 2313 nucleotides long. Its product is annotated as hydroxyacyl-coenzyme A dehydrogenase, mitochondrial-like. Lineage: Eukaryota; Metazoa; Arthropoda; Insecta; Coleoptera; Chrysomelidae. Gene Ontology annotation, molecular function: NAD+ binding; (3S)-3-hydroxyacyl-CoA dehydrogenase (NAD+) activity. The record is from RefSeq and is a predicted model, not a curated record. The transcript has 4 exons. Gene Ontology annotation, biological process: fatty acid beta-oxidation. Gene Ontology annotation, cellular component: mitochondrion. The coding region runs from base 20 to 1045 and encodes 341 amino acids.